AUGCCCAGGUUGUUUUUGCAUAGGCAUUUACUAAGGACAGUAGCAGCUCCUAUGGUUGACAUGCUUCUUCAUGACUUGGAUGAGCAGAACAAAUUAAAUAACGGAGUAGAAGUGCAGGAAUCUCCAAAUUCUGAGUCUAUUUCGUUUAGUCCUGGAGAUAGAGCUGCAAUUUCCAAGAGUUUUCCAGGAGCUCUUUCAAAUAAGGCUCUUGCUGUUGUAGAAGCAUUGGAAGGAAAGAGGGUGGAAACAUUCAUGUCUUCAUUCAGAGCUGUGACAGAAGAGAGCGGGCUGCCUUUGAAAAAGCUAGACAAGAAACUAGAAAGGACACUUCUACAUUCAUAUCGUAAGGAAUUGACAUCUCAAGUUUCGGCUGAGACUGACCCUGUAUCACUUCUGCCGAAAGUCGUGUCUUUACUCUAUGUCCAGGUUUACCAUAAAGCUCUACAAGCCCCUGGAAGGGCCAUUUCUGUUGCUAUUUCUCAAUUGACGGAUAAGCUUGACGAGACAGCUUGCAAGAUUAUAGCUGAUUAUCAAGCUGCUGCCGUUACUCUUUUGACACUAUCAGCUACUCCGGAUGACAUGAGUAGUUUCUUUUCAUGCACUGAAGACAGUUGUGCAUCGAAUAGAAUUAGAGAGAUUCUGGAGAGCCAAAUGCCUGCUCUCAAAAGUUUGGUUUCGGGUGCCUCACAGUCAUAA
Messenger RNA from Vicia faba (fava bean), 696 nucleotides. NCBI's taxonomy places the organism in Eukaryota, Viridiplantae, Streptophyta, Magnoliopsida, Fabales, Fabaceae. The record is from the annotation of a GenBank genome assembly.